UGGCAAUGUUGAACACCAUACUCUGCUGAGUCUCUUCACUAAUCUUGUUUGCAACGAACAUCAUGCUUUCCCGCUACAAGGAGUGGGUAAAGCGGCAUCCCGGCAUAGUCCAAAACCUCGACUGGCUCCUCCUAUUGUCUGUAUGGAACCCCGGACGCACAAGUGGUGGCUAUGAGUUUACAUACGAAGCUUACCAUGCAGCUGUGGGGCUGCUUUCGCUCUGGCACCAGAGCAUUCUCGAGGAAGAGGAGCUGCCAACGUCACGGCCGUCACCAUACCUCUGGCUCGAUGCUCUUGAGCAUGUUGAGACACUCAUCGAGUUGCGCGGGAUGCACCUGGAGCAGGGCGGCAGGAUGAGCCGCUACAGCCCCCUCAUGGUGGUCGAGGUCGCCAGGGCGUGCCUCAAGAUGUCCGCCUGGUCUCGCUACUCGGGCCACGUGUUCCUGCGGCGGCCCGCUCCGGAGGACCUGCACCAGUUUGAAAGCGAGCUGGGGUUCCAGGACAUCCUGGCUUCCCUGGAGCGGCUGCGGAUGAGGUACAUCAGCUGCUGCCCCUCCGUCGUCACGGAAGGGGAGGAGGGCGCGACCGCUUUCGCCGCUGCAACAGCCGCACCGCUACCCCCCAGCGCUCAGCAGCAGCAGCAAGGGCAGGAGCGAGGACAGCAGCAGCAAGGGCAUGAGGAGCGUAGCGGCGCUCUUUGUGGAGGCGCCGGUAGCAGUGGCAGUGGCGGCAGCGGCGGGGGCAGCUGUGAGAUCACGGCAGAAGACGUGGCAGGGCAGCAGGGGCAUGCAUGCGGCGCUCAGAGGCCGAAUGGUACUGGUAGCGGCGGUGGCUGCUGCGUUGGCAGCGGGGCAGCGGCGGCGGCGGCGGCCUCCCUGCCACGUGUGUACGGAGUACGGCAAUACGUGGACGAGCAACUGGGAUGGGCGGCGCGGGUGCUAUUGCCUGGCAGAGGGCGAGUGGAGGGAUGUACGGCAUGCGGAGGUGCAGGAGGGCAGGGAGACAGCAGCAGCCAGGGUCAUGGAGCGGAGGUCUCGGGCACCUUCUCCUCACCAUCAUGUGAUGAGCGGGCUAUGUCUGGUGCUGAUUGCAGCACCUCUCCCGCUUGCACGACAGCAGCAGCAGCCCGUUGUGGCUACAGGGGCGACCCAUGGGUCAACGGCACCCGCUGGAACCUCUCAUCUCCGAACGGCCGGCUUUGCCAUAACCUGCAGGCGAACGCCUCUUCCUGCCUUAGCAGCGGCACAAGCGGCAAGCAGCGACAACAGGCAGCCCUGCACCUGCUGGCAGCAGCAGCAGCAGCACCCGGCCAGCAACCCCCGACUGGGGCGCAGCAGGCGCGAGAGGACCCCGACCUGCACAUGGGUCGCAACCUGCUGUGGCUCGCUGAGCUGCUGCACAUCUGGCGCCCGGUGGUGUACGUCAGCUUGUUGCGGCGGUACGGCAGGCGGUCCUGGCGGCCCUGGCUGGGCAGCCUGGCUGUGGACCUGCUGUCGGGGCACUUCCACCGGCGGGGGCGGCAGCACCUGGAGC
Astrephomene gubernaculifera is the source of this 1533-nucleotide messenger RNA. The record is from the annotation of a GenBank genome assembly. NCBI's taxonomy places the organism in Eukaryota, Viridiplantae, Chlorophyta, Chlorophyceae, Chlamydomonadales, Astrephomenaceae.